UCCCCCAAAAACGUGAUCGAAUGAAACGUCUAUGAGGUGCGCCCCAACCCAAACGCUCCGCCCGCCACCCGCAACCCAUGCCCAUGGCCUCCCUCGCCCUCGCCCUCGCCCGCCCUUCUCACCUGCCGCCGGUCCGGCAGCGGGCCCCGGACAGCAUUGCUCCCCGUGACACAUCCUUCCGCCUCCACUACCAGUCCCCGAAGCCCCUCGCCGGCGGUCGAACAGGCCCUCUCCUGGCUCCCGCCGCUGUAUCCUCCUCCUCCUCAUUCUCUCCCGCGGCCCUGACUGCCGCCCCCACUUCCACCACCUUGAUGCUCAAGAGGGUCUCAGUGGAUUCGCUGCAGUACGAGAGCGGUUAUCUCGGAGGCAUCUCGGAGAAGACCAAGCCGUCACCGGCGGAGGCGGCCGACGAAGUUCAAAACGGGGCUUUGAAUCCGAUGGAGUACCUGACCAACAUUCUUUCCUCGCGGGUUUAUGAUGUGGCGAUUGAGUCGCCGCUGCAGCUAGCGCCGAAGCUGUCGGCGAGGCUUGGGGUCGAUCUCUGGCUAAAGAGAGAGGACUUGCAACCGGUGUUCUCCUUCAAGUUGCGAGGAGCUUACAAUAUGAUGGCUAAGCUUACAAAGGAGCAGUUGGACAGGGGUGUUAUAUGCUCAUCUGCUGGAAACCAUGCCCAAGGAGUUGCUUUAGCUGCUCAGAGGCUAGGUUGUGAUGCAGUGAUUGUAAUGCCAGUGACAACACCAGAAAUCAAGUGGCGAUCGGUUGAGAGGUUAGGUGCGACAGUUAUCCUUAAGGGGGACUCAUAUGAUGAAGCACAGUCAUACGCUAAACAAUGUGGAGAGCAGGAGGGUCGCACAUUUGUGCCACCUUUUGAUCAUCCAGAUGUUAUUACAGGUCAAGGAACUAUUGGUAUGGAAAUUAUUCGCCAGCUGAGUGGUCCAUUGCAUGCAAUCUUUGUACCAGUUGGAGGUGGUGGAUUAAUAGCAGGGAUUGCUGCUUAUGUAAAACGGGUUCGCCCAGAGGUAAAGGUCAUUGGAGUAGAACCCUCUGAUGCAAAUGCAAUGGCAUUGUCUCUGUAUCAUGGGCAGAGGAUUAUGCUAGAACAAGUGGGAGGAUUUGCGGAUGGUGUGGCUGUAAAAGUGGUUGGAGAAGAGACAUUUUGCCUCUGCAGGGAACUUGUCGACGGAGUGGUUCUUGUUAGUCGUGAUGCUAUUUGUGCAUCUAUAAAGGAUAUGUUUGAGGAGAAAAGAAGCAUACUAGAACCAGCUGGUGCUCUUGCUCUAGCUGGUGCUGAAGCCUACUGCAGAUACUAUGGCUUGAAAGAUGAAACAAUCGUCGCAAUAACUAGUGGGGCAAACAUGAACUUUGACAGGCUGAGGUUGGUAACUGAACUUGCGGAUGUUGGCCGGAAACGGGAGGCUGUUCUGGCGACUAUUCUACCAGAGGAGCGCGGGAGUUUUAAGAAAUUCUGUAAACUGGUUGGCCCUAUGAAUAUUACAGAAUUUAAGUACAGAUUUGAUUCACGUAAAGACAACGCUCUUGUUCUAUAUAGUGUUGGUGUUCAUACUGAUUCUGAACUUGCAGCAAUGGUUCAUCAAAUGGAACAUGCUCAACUCAAAACUUUUAACCUCACCAAUGAUGACUUGGCAAAGGAUCAUCUACGGUACUUUAUGGGAGGGCGAUCAAAUGUUGAAGAUGAAUUACUUUGCCGGUUUGUCUUCCCUGAGAGACCAGGUGCUCUGAUGAAAUUCUUGGACUCCUUUAGUCCACGUUGGAACAUCAGCCUCUUCCAUUAUCGAGCACAAGGUGAGACCGGUGCAAACGUGUUGGUCGGAAUCCAAGUUCCAAAGGGGGAGACAGAAGAAUUCAAGAAUCGAGCACAGAAUCUCGGAUACGAGUAUGCAUAUGAGAUGAACAAUGCAGCCUAUCGGCUGUUAAUGCAGUGAGUAUUGAUAAGUUAAAUGUCUCAGCCAUUUCUUGUUGAGUGUGGAAGAGUCAGUGAAGGCUGAGGAUGAACCCUAGUCCCUUCAAGUUCUUUCUAUUGUUAGCUAUUGGGGUCUUUUUUUCUCCUGAAGUAUUGGCCCUUAACUGAUGUAGUUCUAUAGAUGGUGAUGAUGACAUGUUCACCAAAUAUGUCUUCAUCUGAAUCUUCAAUGAAUUUUGUUUUACCAA
This is a messenger RNA of Musa acuminata subsp. malaccensis (wild Malaysian banana), 2169 nucleotides long. Its product is annotated as threonine dehydratase biosynthetic, chloroplastic. Lineage: Eukaryota; Viridiplantae; Streptophyta; Magnoliopsida; Zingiberales; Musaceae. The record is from RefSeq and is a predicted model, not a curated record. Gene Ontology annotation, molecular function: L-serine ammonia-lyase activity; pyridoxal phosphate binding; threonine deaminase activity. Gene Ontology annotation, biological process: L-serine catabolic process; L-threonine catabolic process.